Messenger RNA from Sphaerodactylus townsendi, 8210 nucleotides. RefSeq names its product potassium voltage-gated channel subfamily Q member 5 (gene KCNQ5). The transcript is spliced from 14 exons. The record is from RefSeq and is a predicted model, not a curated record. Gene Ontology annotation, cellular component: membrane. Gene Ontology annotation, molecular function: voltage-gated potassium channel activity. Lineage: Eukaryota; Metazoa; Chordata; Lepidosauria; Squamata; Sphaerodactylidae. Gene Ontology annotation, biological process: potassium ion transport; transmembrane transport. Bases 1 to 2760 code for a protein of 919 amino acids.
AUGCCCCGCAGCCACAGCCGAGGAGAUGACGAGGGCGGCUCCGCCGGGCUCUGGCUGAAGAGCAGCAGCUCGGCGGGGCGCCGCGGCGGCAGCGGCAUGAAGGAUGUGGAGUCCGGCCGGAGCAGGGCGCUCCUGAACUCGGCACCCCCGCGAGGGGACGGCUUGCUCCUCUUGGGCGGCGGGCUCGGCUUGCGGGAGACCCGGAGAAGCAAGCAAGGAGGAGCUGCCCGGAUGAGCCUGCUGGGGAAGCCGCUCUCCUACAGCAGCAACCCGACCCACCGGCGGAACGCCAAGUACAGGAGGCUGCAAAACUAUCUUUACAACGUGCUGGAAAGACCCAGAGGGUGGGCGUUCAUCUACCACGCGUUUGUUUUUCUCCUUGUGUUUGGUUGCUUGAUUUUGUCAGUAUUUUCUACAAUUCCUGAGCAUACGUGGCUUGCCACUAAUUGCCUCUUCAUUCUGGAGUCUGUCAUGAUUGUUGUCUUUGGAUUCGAAUUUAUCAUACGCAUCUGGUCUGCUGGUUGCUGUUGUCGAUACCGUGGAUGGCAAGGAAGGCUGCGAUUUGCAAGGAAACCAUUCUGUGUAAUUGACAUAAUUGUACUCAUCGCUUCAAUAGCAGUUGUUUCUGCAAAAACUCAGGGUAACAUUUUUGCAACAUCAGCACUGAGAAGUCUUCGUUUCCUACAGAUCCUUCGUAUGGUGCGCAUGGACCGAAGAGGAGGAACUUGGAAAUUGUUAGGUUCAGUGGUUUAUGCACAUAGCAAAGAAUUAAUCACAGCCUGGUACAUAGGAUUUUUAGUGCUCAUUUUUUCAUCUUUCCUCGUCUACCUGGUGGAAAAAGAUGAAAAUAAUCAAUUUUCUACAUAUGCAGAUGCUCUGUGGUGGGGCACAAUCACAUUGACUACAAUUGGCUAUGGAGAUAAAACUCCCCUCACAUGGCUAGGAAGGCUGCUUUCUGCGGGAUUUGCACUGCUUGGCAUUUCGUUCUUUGCACUACCUGCUGGCAUUCUUGGGUCAGGAUUUGCAUUAAAAGUACAAGAACAGCAUCGUCAGAAACAUUUUGAGAAAAGAAGGAAUCCUGCUGCCAGUUUAAUUCAAUGUGUAUGGCGUAGUUAUGCGGCUGAUGAGAAAUCGGUUUCCAUUGCUACCUGGAAGCCUCAUUUGAAGGCCUUGCAUACCUGUAGCCCUACAAAGAAAGAACAAGGGGACGCAUCCAGCAGUCAGAAAUUGAGCUUUAAGGAACGUGUGCGAAUGGCUAGCCCAAGAGGACAAAGUAUCAAGAAUCGACAACCUUCAGUUGGAGACCGAAGAUCUCCAAGUACGGACAUUACUGCAGAGGGCAGCCCAACAAAAGUGCAGAAGAGCUGGAGUUUCAAUGACAGAACUCGCUUCAGACCUUCCCUGCGUUUGAAGAGUUCACAGCCAAAGCCAAUGCCAGAAACUGAUGCCAGCAUUGGUACAGAUGAGAUUUAUGAUGAAAGAGGAUGCCAGUGUGAUGUAUCCAUAGAAGAUCUCACCCCAGCACUUAAAACGGUUAUCCGAGCAAUCAGAAUCAUGAAAUUUCAUGUUGCCAAGAGAAAAUUUAAAGAAACUUUGCGCCCUUAUGAUGUUAAAGAUGUCAUUGAACAGUAUUCAGCUGGUCAUCUGGAUAUGUUGUGCAGAAUUAAAAGCCUUCAGUCACGGGUUGACCAAAUUCUUGGAAGAGGACAAAUAACAUCUGAUAAAAAAAAUCGAGACAAGAAUAUGGUAGAGAAUGAAACAGCUGAUGACUUCAGCAUGUUAGGACGUGUAGUCAAAGUGGAAAAACAGGUCCAAUCUAUAGAGUCGAAAUUAGACUCAUUGCUAGAUAUCUACCAACAAGUCUUGAAGAAAGGAUCUGUAUCUGCAUUGACUUUGGCUUCAUUUCAAAUGCCACCUUUUGAAUGUGAUCAGACUUCUGAUUAUCAAAGUCCUGUAGAUAGUAAAGAUUUUACUAGUUCUGCCCAGACUAGUGGAUGUAUAUCCAGAUCAGCCAGUGUCAACAUGCCGUGUGGCCUGCAACUUAUCCUGUCACCAAAUGAAUUUAGCCCUCAAGCUUACUAUGCUUUUAGUCCAACUGUGCAUAGUCAAGCCGCACAGGUGCAAAAUGAUGGAACUACAACACUAACAGCUAACAAUGCACUAAACCAAAUAAAUCAGGCAUCUAAACCAACAACACCUACAACAUUACAAAUACCCCCCUUUUCAUCAAUAAAGCAUAUCAAUAGAUUGGAACCUAUUCAUAUUAUUCCUGUGAGCACGCAAGAAAAUACUUCUGAGGUCACCGCUUGCCUUGUUACUUCAAAGGAUAAUGGAAAAAUUGCACAGUCCAAUGUGACAAAGGAUCUUUCAUGGGGGAAAAGCCUUGAUACUGAAGGGGAACCCCUGGUCUCAGUGAAACCGAUAGUGCAAAUGGAUUUAGGGAAAUCGCUAUCUGUACAAAAUCUUAUACAGUCAACAGCAGAAGAACUGAAUGUUCAGAUUUCUGGUAGUGACACAAGUAGCUCAAGAGGUAGCCAAGAAUUAUAUGGCAAAUGGAGGGAAUCAAAAUUAUUUAUAACCGAUGAAGAUUUGGAAGCAGAGAGAGAAACAGAGACUUUUGAAGCCAUUUCCCACCCGCUAGUGGAAACAACUCUCUCUACCAACUCUCUGAGGACUGGAAUGUCAAAAUCAUCUCAAAGCAUUUGCAAACCAGGAGACGGUACAGAUGCUCUCAACCUGCCUCAUGUCAAACUUAAAUAGCAUAAUUUUUGUUCUCAUAUUAAGUAAUCACUUCAAUCUUCAUAUCAGAGCAUGGACUAUUUUUAAAACCCUUUUGAUGAAUUUUUUAAAAAUUAAAUGAAUCAAUAAGAAAGGCAGUUAUAUGAGCCCAUAUCUUUUAACUGCAUGAAAAUGCAUGUUUAGGUGAUGGAUAAAAUUCAAAGUUAUACCUACAGUACAUCUGUAGUUUUGUUUAGUAUAAUAGGUAUAAAUGAGCAAUCUACAAAACUGAUGCUGCAGGUUCAUUAAACAAGAAACGAUCUGAACAUUUAGAAGCAAAUCUAUGGUAAAGAAAAGCACUUUGCUUCAGAUUAUAUAUUUCCUAAAUUAGAUUAUAUAUGUUCACAACAACAAAAAAUUAUCUACAGCUGCUAGCAAGGAAACCCAUAAUAUGAGAUUAGAAAUGGCUGCUAGUUGCAAGCUAUCAUCAGCUAUUUUUGUUGAAUUCUGUAUCAGAGAUACAAGAUUGAGACAAAAUAUUUUGCACAGUACUUUUAGGUAACUAACAGAACUUUUUAUUUUCAUUUUAUUUCAUUUGCUAUAAACAUGUCCAAUAUUCCACAAUAUUAGGGUUGAUCUGAUUUUCCCCUUCUAUCUCAAAGUGUCCUAAUUCGUUGUUGGUCUCCUUGUAGAUCAGAAAUGUUUUGGCAGCAAUCUCUGCAAGGAAAAAACAAAAAAACUUGGUUGUAAAUUUAGAAUUUUUUCCCUUAAUCAGUUUUUAUAACUAUAUUCUGAAGUUGAAUGAUAGCACAAUCAGAAGUCUGAGAAAAGACAAUAUCAGGUAAAGUAGUAAAGAUCAAAUCCCACAAAUUAAGAGGAAAAGAAUGUACAGGAAAUUGAAUAAAAAGACAUAAAGAAAAUAUUUUUUCAAAGGAGUGUGCACAAGAACAGGAGGUAAAAAACAGUGGAAACAGAGAGAUUCUCCCCUAGUACCAUAUUUCCAAGGAUAUACACCUAAUCAAAUUGUUAAAAAGCAGCCACCAGAUGGCAAAGCUGCAGGUACCCACUCCUAACUGUUUUGAAAAUAGGAACCUGGAAACUCAUAUCUCAUUUGAGGAUAUGUUUCAGGAUGGUGUGUGUCUCCACAUCUUGUCAACAAAAAAUGAGUUGUUUGUAAUAUGCAACCUUCAGGAUUUUUUUUUCUAUAAUAGCUCCUCUUAUUUUCAUUAGGAGUGACUUGUUCAACAAUACCAGUAAAUACUUCCAUAUCCAAGCUUUGCCGAUGAAAUAGUUUAAAAGCAUAAGCACAUUCCAAUCCCACUUCCUAUCAGUAACCAAUAUUGCAAUUAUGAUGUCUCCCCAAAAUAUCUCCCCUGCGUUUGUUAAUAACCAGGAUGUUCUGAGCUCAAACCUGUCCAUUAAAGAUUCUAAAUGCAUUCCACAUAUUAAAGAGUGCCAUGCCAAGCUCACUUGGAGCAUGAUUAUGAGCCAGCUGUGCUGAGAAUGUUAUAUAUUUAAAGUACAACAGUCUUAAGCAUCCUUAAAUGCUGCAGAUUGUACUGCAAGCAGUUUGAACUGUACAUUCAUAGUAAUUUCUGCCAUCGUUCUUUUUUACACAGAAGAAUUUUCUGGAUGUUACAUUAUAACAUUAUGUGAAAGUACACAGAAACUGUGCAGUGUUUAUACUUUGUCAUUCACAUGAAACCUGCAGAUGACCAAUAUUCUUCUCUACCUUUUGCUUGGUCAAAGCUCAAGUGAAACAUUCUGAGACGAAGCACCUUCAAACAUAUGGCUGUCUUUCACUUGCCAUUUAAACUUGUGCAUUAUAUUUUUUACAAUCUUCUGUAGCGUGCUGUAUAAUUUUGCUGAAAGCCGACUGCUACGGUAUCUUUUGUGAAGUUAAACAGUUUUUUUCCCCCUGUAUAGCUCAGAAUUCACAUUAGGUACACCAUUUAGAGACUCCUGUUCUGAAUACCCAACAAAUGAUAUCUGUUAUCCAGCUGCCAACCCAAAAGGAGUGCAGAUGAACUGCAUCCAUGGCAGGCCAUGGCAGAAGGGGGAAAUGUGAUUUGGAGCAACUACUCAGUCCAUGUAAAAGCUGCUCUCUGACAAUACUGGUUCCUGGUCAGAGACUUACACAUUUGCUUAUCUGGAUCUCAGCAAUUUGUCCAGAUUAUCCAAUUUGUUUUUUAUAAAUUAAAAAAAAUGUACAUUGCCUACAAAAGAUAUUCCUAUCUUUUAUUUAUUGAAUGUUUUAUAGUGCCUUUUUUGCUUUAUGUGAAACCUCUUAACUCUGCAUUUAAGCCUAUAGAGGAGCUAAAACAAGGUACAGGACCCACAACAACUAUACCAAAAGGAGACAUAUUUUCCUAUAAAAUAUGAACACAAGGUAUCAUCCUGUCAAAUGUCUUUUUGAACAAUGGCACUGAAGCUAAGCUCAAUUUCAAACUGUAGGCAGAACAAGUUGCUACUACAAGGCAGCAAGUUACUUCUCUUAGCUUACAUGAUUUACCUACCAGAAAUUGCUAUUUUUGCCUUAAUUAAAGGAUACGCUUUGAGUCCUCAAAAUGUUACUUAUGCACAUAAUGAUGUAAAAGAAAGUUACAUUAAAAACUUCAGACAAAUUAGAAAUACUUUUUCAAAAUUAUAGUUAAAAUUGUAUGCCCUUCCUUCUUUGUAAUGGUGCACAUUUACAAAGAUUAAACAAGAAUUAAGAUUUUUCUUACUAUAAAACAUGUUUAUUUUUAAAGAAUGUGUAUGUAAAGGUUUUAAAAUCUGGUUUGAAUGUUUAAGAAUGGUGUUUUCCACAUUGCCUCAAUGGGAAUUCUUAUACCACAACAUAAGCUGUGGAUCAUGGUUUUUCUUACUAAAGUCAUUAGUAAAAUUAAAUGUUCAUACCCAAUCUCUCUUGAGCCCCCAAUUAUAUCACCAUUUGCAUGGGUAGUUUAUUUUUAUGUUUAAUACUACUGAAUUCAUCACAAUGAAUGUGUGGUAUGGUGGGGAACAAAGUAGAUAUUAUGAUAGUUAUUUAUUGAAGUUAUUAUUUACUUUGUAUUAAAACUUAUGAAAGCCAUAAAAAACAGGAAAUAAUUUGACUCUUCUGAACAGUUUUGAGGGAUGAAACAAAUCAUUAGUUUGUGACCUGAAUGUCUGUAAUGCUUGGAUGAAGAAAGAACAGAAAAGAAAAAAUGUAAUGAUAGUAUAUUUAGAAAUAUAUAUAUUUCAUUUGGCUCAAAAGAUAUAUUUAUAUUUAAAUAUGAAUAUAAUGUUGUAACCUAGAAUUCAGUAUGGUAAAGAACAUACAAUUUCUCACAAUGCCCAAAAAUCUUACAUAUCUUGUAUGAGAUAAACUUACUUAAAAUUGACUGCUGUCAUUAAAUAGAGUGACAGAUACUUUUAUACUUCUGAACCAGUCAGGUCAUUUUGAACAUUUUAUAAACUGCAUUGUCCACAGGGUUGGGCUUGCAGUCCUUACUUAAUACAAACUCCUGUUAACUUACCUCAACAGAAGUGUCCUCCAAGUUAAACUGCACAAGUGUGCACUGUUACUAGACAUUUGUUUGAAGUGACAUGACUCCAUUUUUUCCAGAUUACAUUAAUGCUUAGGAUAAAGUAAUCUUUUUGUCACAUUGACUCUAAAAAUUAAUGCACAAAAUGCUAAAAGAAAAAGGGAUGUUUUUAUAAAGCACAGAACAAAGAAUUAGCAGAAAAUACAUAAAACAAACGUUACAAAAGCAAUGUGCAGUGCAAUCCAAAGCAUGUUUACUCAAAAUUAAACCAGAAUCCAAUGGGACUUAAUCCUCAUAAAUCUCAAACCACAUAUAUGUAAAGACAUGUAUUGGAAACCCAUCCCCUCCACCCACCUAUUUAAGGAAAAAACUGUUUUGUAAGCAGAAGCAACAGGGAAGAGAAGAGGUAGCAUAUAAAUUUGCCUACCUGUUUUCCAGUCUUACAGCCCAAUACUAUGGGGGAGCCAAAUUGUAUCAUGGAACCAGCAUGGGGCUGCGCCAAUGCGUUUGCUCCCUCCAUUGGCCGAAGGGCACUCCUGCCAGCGAAGGGGGCAAAGCUGGCAGCUGGCUGUCCCUCAGCUUCACACAGUGACACCUGGAAGUUUGGGCCGCUGUGGAGCUGCACUAGCAUCUGAUUAGACGCCAGCGCAGGGGGGCGGGGAGAGGAUGGGGUGUUUCCAGGGAUGGAGGAGCUGACAUUAAUUGGCUUCCACCCUGGGUUCACAGGCAGUUACGUGUGGCCCAGGGCUGUAAUGCUUGGAAAGCAUUACACCAAAGUCCAUUUAGCUCCAUGGAAGGCUUUUUGGCAGUAGGGGGUGGGGGUUGCAUUUUCUGCUUCCUUGCACUGCCAGAAAGCCGAUCCACAGCCCAGGGCAGCCAGGGAUGGUGCUGCUUUUGUGCCACCCCCCUGCCUCCAGAUGGCUUUUCAGUGGCACAGAAAGCAGAGAAAAUGAAAAACCUCACCACCAAAAAGUCCUACAUAGAGCUAAAUGGAGUUAUGCAUAACUCCAAGCCCUGGGUUGAAACAUACUGGUCUGCAAAGCCUGGGUGGAAGCUGACUAACAUCAGCUCCACCAAUGAAUGACCUGGCCUGCAUCGCCCAUGCUGAUGUUCAAUCAGAUGCCAGCAUAGCUCUGUAGCAGCAACUAUUUCUGGCUUUUGCCACCAUAGAGCUGAGGGGCAGCCAGAUGCUGGCAUCCUUGCCCUCUCUGCCAACAGGGAUGUCCCUUAUUCCAGCAGAGGGGGCAAAGACGUCAGUGCAAGGCCAUAUGACAUGUCAACAGUGAUUCUCCCUCUUUGGAUGGGGUCGAUCUUCACCACUCUCAAAAUAGUUUUCAUUUUAAAAGGAAGAGUUCCAGGGUCUGCAUUACACAUACUUGUGUUAAUGUGUACUUUGGGCUCUAUGUGUGGUUAGAAUUGCAGUCCUUGUCUUUCUAAAAACAUUUUGGAUGUUGAUAGACUGACCAUGUUUAGGACUGGUUAAAUUAGCAUAAGAGACCAAAUCUUUCCCUUAUGUUUCUACUGAUUUCACUAGACUUGCCAACAGAAGAACUUAAUUUGCUCUUCUGAGCCAUUUUUUUAUUCUCCUUAACGGAAUGUUUUCUUAUUUCAGUAGGGCUAAAUAAAACAAAUUUUAGAAGGAAAAUGGUUCAUAUUUUUGCUUUACUCUCCCCACUAUCAACCAUUGUACAAACUGAUCGAAAUGUCUGGAUUGCUAUAGUAUUUGAAUUGUUUUAAUAGGUUUUGUAAACCUUCCAGUCUUUCAGAUAGAUAUGGGAUACUUCCAUGAACAAAAACAUCUUCUGCCAAUGGGAGCGUUAUACAAUCUUAGUGCUGGCCCAAAUUGGAGAGAGAAAUGCUGAAACAUUGGAUGUAUGACAAUAAAGGAAAAAUAUAAGGGACAUUUCCAGUGACACUAAAUGUUAAUUGUAAUUUCAUGCUAAAUUUAAUCCAUAUUGUUGUUAAUAAAAUUGUUUAAAAUAA